Messenger RNA from Drosophila kikkawai, 1668 nucleotides. The record is from RefSeq and is a predicted model, not a curated record. Lineage: Eukaryota; Metazoa; Arthropoda; Insecta; Diptera; Drosophilidae.
AUGAGGGACAGCAUCUCCAAGGUCCUGGGCGACGCCGCAGAAGUGCGAGCCCUGACGGAGAAGUCGAAGGUCUGCGUCUUCGUGAUACGUAACCUCGACGCGAUCACGAAGGAGAGGGAGAUUCGUACCGCCCUCGCUGAGCAGUACCAGCUAAGCGACGGAGCAGUGAGGAUACGAAGCCUCCGCCCCGGGUACGGGGAAUCUAAAACGGUGGUCUUCAGCCUGCCUUGCUCGAUGGCAAAGGAAGUCAGACGGCGCGGCGAGGUCCGCAAAGGUUGGACCAGGUGCAGAGUGCGGGAGCGCGAAGGCCCUCCUCGCUGCUUCAGAUGCUUGGAACUUGGGCACAUCGCCAUCAGGUGCAAGAGCCCGGUGGACAGGCGCGGCUACUGCAUCAAGUGCGGCGAAGCAGGCCACAAGGCCGCUGCCUGCAAAAAGGAUCCAGUGAUCCUUCCAGCGAGCUCCGGAGAGGCCGACCUCAACCUGAAUCACUGUAGAGCGGCGCAGGACCUGCUUACGCAGACAGUGCGCGAGGUAGCGGCGGAUGUGGCCAUACUCAGCGAGCCAUACAGGGUGAGCGUGGGAGGAGAGUGGGCCAAGGACCGCUCUGGCAAGGCGGCUCUUUGGCUCUGCGGAGGCAGGCGACUACGGAUGUCCAAUAUCCUGGAUGCGGACGGAUUCGUGCGGGCGGAAGUUGGCGGCUACUGCGUCUAUAGCUGCUACUUGGCGCCUAGUCUCCCACUAGAGGGGUUCAGUAGGAUCCUGGAUGACCUAAGCUCUGACCUUCGUGGGAGGCACAAAGUUAUAGUCGGAGGAGACUUCAACGCCUGGGCCCAGGAAUGGGGAUCCGUCUCGACCAACGCCAGAGGACGCGCGUUUGCAUCGACAGACGUCGUCCUCCUUAACGUCGGUGAGCGGCAUACGUUCGUCAGAGCAGGAGCAGCCUCCAUCAUCGACCUUACGUAUGUGAGCGGAGCAAUUUCCCAAACCGCUAGAUGGGGAAUUUGCGACGCAUACACCGGGAGCGACCAUGAGGCUAUCAUAUGCUCAGUGGGAGGUCCCGCGGAAGAUACCCGUGCAGCACCGCGGCCCAGCAAAGCCUACCGGCCAGACACGCUGUGCACGCAGGCGUUCACAAACGCGCUGGACGGCAUGGCGGCCGAAGUGACGGGUGGAGCCAACGAAAUUGCGAACCGCAUCGCAGCAACCCUGGAGCACGCCUCCGACCAGAGUAUGCGCCAGAGAGGCUCGUUUCGAGGAAACCACAGACCAGUGUUCUGGUGGAGCGACGCGAUCGCCGACCUCAGGGCCACCUGCCUUCGAGCCCGUAGGCAGCUGACUCGUGCACGCGGAACCUCACGAGUCGCUGAGCGCAGCGAGGUCUACAGGACGGCGAGAAAGGCCCUCAAGACGGCCAUAAGGGACGCCAAGAGGAACCGUUUCCUGCAACUCUGCGACGAGGCGGAGGACGACCCCUGGGGCGGAGCGUACAGGAUGGUGGUCAAAGGGCUGAGAGCCGGCAGCUCUGCUCCAUCGGACCCCGUAGCCCUAGAAGGCAUAGUGCGAGCGCUUUUCCCGACAGGAUCUCCCGUGAUUGUCGAGCCCCAGUGCAGAGCACCACCCCAACGAUGCCUGCGAAGUGUCGGAAGAGGAGGUGAUCCGGAUGGGUAA